AUGGGCCCGGAACAGCAAAAGGAUUCAAGGAUUUACCGGGAGCCGUCUCAAGAAGGCCCCAAUGGCGCAGGCACAAAGGAGAUCGCCGAAGAGGGAGAAGCAUUUAUACACCACGAAGACGAAGCAGAGGCGCCAAACAAAGGAAAAAGGGGUCCUGAACAGCGAGGCCUCACCUUGGGUUCGCCUGGCACUGGCAGCUGCAACCAACGGCCGGAGCAGAGCGAGAAGAAGGCGCGCGUCUCCUAUUAG
Miscanthus lutarioriparius is the source of this 249-nucleotide messenger RNA. NCBI's taxonomy places the organism in Eukaryota, Viridiplantae, Streptophyta, Magnoliopsida, Poales, Poaceae. The record is from the annotation of a GenBank genome assembly.